Molecule: messenger RNA, 2670 nt
Organism: Purpureocillium takamizusanense
Lineage: Eukaryota; Fungi; Ascomycota; Sordariomycetes; Hypocreales; Ophiocordycipitaceae
Product: Ribonuclease Z
Exons: 2
Coding region: 1-2670 (889 amino acids)
Biological process (GO): mitochondrial tRNA 3'-end processing
Cellular component (GO): mitochondrion
Molecular function (GO): 3'-tRNA processing endoribonuclease activity
Source: RefSeq, a predicted model, not a curated record
AUGACGAGGGGCAGCGAGAACUUCCUCGGUGACGCCCCCACGAUGACCACCACCGUCGAGCUCGCCACAGUCCCCUCGGCCGACACCCCCGGCUCCUCCAUUUAUCUGCACCAUGACAAGCGUUCCUACAUCUUCGGCCGCGUCGCCGAGGGCACCCAGCGUGCCUUUGGCAGCCGCAAGAUCUCCAUCGGUCGCACCGAUCACGUCUUCCUCAGCGGGCCCGUCUGCUGGAACCAGAUGGGCGGCCUCAUAGGCUACCUCCUCAGCGUCGGCGGCGCCGUCGACGCGGCCCGCGAGAACAUCAUCCAGGAGAACGUCAAGCGCGAGGGAAAGGGCCAGAAGCCCCUCAAGCAGAUGGAGCACGGGGGCAUCGGCGUCCAUGGUGGCGACAACCUCUGCCACAUCCUCGCCGCAUGCCGCCCCGUCAUCUUUCGCCAGCCCAUCAGCGUGCACACGCACGAGCAUAGGGCCGACCCGAGAGCGGCCGACGCGACCAAAACGGACCCAGACUGGAGCGACGAUGCCAUACGAGUGUGGAAGCUUCCCAUACGGAGAGCGCGGUCCAGCAGCCCCCCCAAGCGACGCCACACCAGCCUCGAGCCUGUCGACGGCGUCGCGACCGACAAUGCAGACCCGGACGAGACAUACAAGUUGCGCGCAACCGUUUCCGACCCUCAGGUUGCUGCCAUGAUUGUCGAAAGACUCAUGUUCAGCGGUAGCCUCAACAACACAUCUGUUCUCGUGCGGCGCAAGAUCCGCGACCUCAAGCCCGCGGAUUUGGCCGUCGUCGUGGAACAAGGCACCGUCAAGCCGUUCAACAAGUCGAGUUCCCCAACCACCGGUGCAGAGACUCGGGACCAAGACGAAACAGUCUGGGUCUUCCCCGACCCGAAAGAUACGGCAGGCCGCGGUGAGGCCGGCGACAACGUUCUGAGAAUCAGAAACUUUCCCCUCCCCCGUACCACCUACAGCGAAACGUCCAUGUCUUACAUCGUCAAGUGCCACGAUCGCCGUGGCAAGUUCAACGCCCCGGCAGCCAAGGCGCUCGGCGUGAAGCCAGAGGACUUUAAGCACUUGACCUUUGGGCAGAGUGUGCAGGGCAAGGACGGUAUAACGGUGACUCCAGAUAUGGUCCUAGGAGAGCCGCAACCAGGCAAAGGCAUUGUUAUCGCCGACAUUCCCUCGCAUGACUUCGUGGAUGCCUUCACGGAGCGUCCCGAGUGGGAUGUCCCUGAAUUCAUGGAGAAUAUUGCCGUCGUGUAUUGGCUUCUCGGCCGAGGCAUGGCCGACGACCCAGCCAUUCAGUCUUUUAUCAAGAAGCACCCUCAGAGCAAGCACGUAUUUUGCGCAGAAGAUACCUGCCCCAACAUGGUGACGCAUCCAGGCGCUGCGGAGAUCCAGGUAAAGAUGAGGCGAAUCGACUCCAAGAGAUUUCCCCUCGCCAACUUCGACAAUACAGUUGAGCAUCCGGCGCCGGCGCCCGAUUCCUCCAUGGAGCUUGGCCGCGCGGGGACGAAGCUGCAGCUGAUGCCCCGCCUGGUCUUUGACGACCAGGCCAUGGCUCCGUUUCCGGACCUGGUCGGUGCCUCACAGGCCGUGGACGAAGCCGUGCUGGUGCUGGCCGAGCAAGCCAGGACCGAGGCUUCAGACCCGAGACUCUUGGCCAGGAUACAAGAGACGGAGAAGGACAUACCGAAUAGAGACGCGGAGGUUAUACCCCUGGGCACCGGCUCAUCGGUACCCAGCAAGCACCGCAACGUAUCGGGGACGCUCAUCGUGGUCCCCGGCAUCGGCAACUACCUGCUCGACUGUGGCGAGGGCACGCUCGGGCAGAUACGCCGCGCGUUUGGUGCCGAGCAAGCCGCCGACGUGCUCCGCAACCUGCGGUGCAUCGUCAUCAGCCAUCUCCACGCCGACCACCACCUGGGCGCUGCCUCGCUCGUCAAGGCUUGGUACGAGCAGACGCUCAAGGACAAGAGCAACGCGACGCUCGCCAUCUCGUGCAUCGGCCGUUACAGGUCGAUGCUGGAGGAGUUGUCGCAGGUCGAGGACAUUGGUUUCCACCGGCUGCGCUUCCCCAGCUGCCCCUGGGAGACCAGGGACCGCGACCGCGACGUGACGACGCGCAAGGACCUCGGCGACGACAACUUUGGCCUCGCGUCCAUCAAGCGCGUCCCCGUGCCGCACUGCUGGCGCUCCUACGGCACCCAGCUCGAGCUCACGUCGGGCCUGCGCAUCGCCUACUCGGGCGACUGCCGGCCCUCGAGCGCCUUCGCCCAGGCCUUCCGCGGCGCGCACCUCCUCGUCCACGAGUGCACCUUUGGCGACGACAAGCAGGACCACGCGCGCGCCAAGAGCCACUCCACCAUGGGCGAGGCCCUCGGCGUCGCCCGCGAGAUGCGCGCCCGCCGCACCCUGCUGACGCACUUUUCGCAGCGCUACACCAAGGCCGACAGUCUGCGGCGACACGGUCCCAAUGACGGCGAGGGUGAAGGCGAGGGCGAGGGCGUGGAGCACGCGGCUGGCGAUGGGGGCGAGCAGAACGAGCACGAGCACGAGCACAACGUGCUGCUCGCCUUUGACCUCAUGAGGGUCCGCCUGGGCGACUUCCAGGAGGCGGCCUGCUACGUGCCCGCCGUGCAGGCGCUCAUGGAGAAGCUGGCGGACUAA